Messenger RNA from Lachancea thermotolerans CBS 6340, 2595 nucleotides. RefSeq names its product replication factor C subunit 1 (gene RFC1). Gene Ontology annotation, molecular function: ATP hydrolysis activity; ATP binding; DNA clamp loader activity. Gene Ontology annotation, cellular component: nucleus; DNA replication factor C complex. Bases 1 to 2595 code for a protein of 864 amino acids. Lineage: Eukaryota; Fungi; Ascomycota; Saccharomycetes; Saccharomycetales; Saccharomycetaceae. The transcript has a single exon. The record is from RefSeq and is a predicted model, not a curated record. Gene Ontology annotation, biological process: DNA repair; DNA replication.
AUGGUUGGGAUAGACGAGUUUUUCAAGGGUCAGCAUACAGGUAAGCAACCUUCAAAAGCGCGCGCCACUGGCACCUCCCGCAAACGCAAGGAGCAGCCUGUGAACAGUGCUUCUAACCCCAUCAACUUAGAGGACUCUGAAGAUGAACAUACCCUGGAAGCUAAAAAACCUUCAAAUCAAUUGAAAGCAGGCGUUUCUGUUGAGAUAGUCGAUGAGGAGCCACAGCCAAGGAAGCGCCAAAGGGCAACAGCUCCUGCGCCGAAGGCAAAAGCUUCUUCGCCUAAGAAGAGCCCUAAAUCCAAGAUUCAAUCUGCUGAGGCCGGAACAGCUGAAGCGCUACUUUCACAGAUACCUUCAGUUGAUCUUGACGCUGUGCAUGUGAAAGAAACUGCUCAAUUUGAUUUCAGGUCCAACGGCAACGCAGGAGAUUCUUCUCAGGCGGCUGCUGAGGAAGCAAACUUUCCAGAAGGGGCACCAAACUGCCUUCUAGGCUUAACUAUUGUUUUCACGGGCCAGCUUCCAACAAUUGAGCGUGGUGUCGCUGAGGCAAUUGCCAAGAGAUACGGUGCUCGCGUUACCAAGUCAAUUUCGAGCAAGACUUCAGUUGUGGUUCUUGGAGAUGAGGCAGGCCCAAAGAAGUUGGAGAAAAUAAAGCAAUUGAAAAUCAAGGCUAUAGACGAAGACGGUUUCAAGCAACUUGUUGCUGGAAUGCCUGAAGAAGGUGGAGAUGGCUCUGCUGCCGAGAAAGCCAGACAGAAGCUUAAGCAGCAAGAAGAAAAAGCCCAGAAAGACGCAGCUGAAAUGAUUAAAGUUGAAGAGGAACAGCGUGAAAAAGCUCGUAGAGUUCAGUCUAAAGCAAACACAGCGGACAAACGGGAGCCUGUCAGAGAAGAAGACAAGUUAUGGACGGUUAAGUACGCACCUACGUCACUUCAGCAUAUUUGUGGCAAUAAAACCAGCGUCAAUAAAUUGAAAACAUGGCUCAGUAACUGGAGGACAUAUCAGAAGCAAGGUUUCAAGAAUGCUGGUAGAGACGGGUUUGGCGUUUUUAGGGCAGCGAUGGUUUAUGGUCCACCAGGUAUAGGUAAAACAACAGCUGCGCAUCUUGCUGCAAAAGAGCUAGGAUAUGACAUACUUGAACGGAAUGCUUCCGACGUCCGUUCCAAGUCUCUUUUGAAUGCAGGUGUGAAAAAUGCGCUCGAUAACACCUCUGUUGUUGGAUUUUUCAAAAGCAAACACGAUGGCGAUGUCAAUCAAAAGAAUUUUGUUAUUAUAAUGGACGAGGUUGAUGGUAUGAGUGGCGGUGACAGAGGGGGUGUCGGUCAAAUGGCGCAAUUUUGCCGAAAGUCUUCUAUGCCCAUGAUUUUGAUCUGCAACGAAAGGAAUUCUCCCAAGAUGAGACCUUUCGACAGAGUCUGUUUGGACAUUCAGUUCCGAAGACCAGAUCCCACAAGCAUUAAGGCCAGGUUGAUGACCGUCGCCGUAAGAGAAAAAUUUCAGCUUGACCCUAAUAUCAUAGAUAAGCUUGUGGAAGCUACAAGGGGCGACAUUAGGCAAUUGAUUAACCUCCUCUCGACAAUAUCCACUACCACCAAAAAAAUUGGGCAUGAAAAUGCACAAGAGAUCGCAAAGGCAUGGGAGAAGAACAUUGCCCUCAAGCCUUUUGAUAUAGCCCACAAACUCUUUGAUGGUCGCAUUUACUCCGAUGUGGGAUCGAAAAGUUUUCCGUUAUACAAAAAGAUCGAACUUUAUUUUGACGAUUUCGACUUUGCGCCAUUGAUGAUUCAGGAAAACUACUUGCAAACAAGACCCUCGGUUUUAAAGCCCGGACAAUCACAUUUAGCCGCAGUUGCAGACGCGGCAGAAAGUAUUUCACAAGGAGAUUUAGUUGAAAGGAAAAUACGAAGCAGCGAACAGUUAUGGAGUUUGUUGCCAUUCCAUGCUAUUAUGUCUUCAGUUAGGCCAGCUUCUAAAGUUGCAGGCCAAAUGGCAGGACGUAUUAACUUUACUUCUUGGCUAGGCCAAAACUCCAAGAUGGGCAAAUAUUAUAGACUGCUGCAAGAAAUCCAAUAUCACACAAGACUCAGCACGUCAACAGAUAAGCUAGGCUUGAGGAUGGACUACAUGCCAACGAUGAAGAAAAGGCUACUGGAUCCACUCGUCGAAAGAGGGAAUGACGCGGUGCCUGAGGUGAUUCAAACGAUGGAUGACUAUUACCUUUCAAAGGAAGACUGGGAUUCGAUAAUGGAGUUUAUGAUCGGUUCAGAUAAAACAGAUCUCCAGAUAAAGAAGAUCCCUACUGCUGUGAAAAGCGGUUUCACUAGAAAAUAUAACUCGAUGGUUCACCCCGUUGCCAUAUACAAAACAGGAUCUACAACUGCAGUAGGUGCAAAACCUGCAGCAACCCCUGACUUUGAAGACAUCGUAGACGCUGACGACAACGUACCGCCUGCCGAUGAAGACGAAGAAUCCAAAGAAGACACAGACUUCAAGAAGGAUAAGCUAAUCAAGCAAGGUAAACCUAAGGUUGCUAGUAAAAGAGCCGGAAGCACUGCAAAAAAAUCGGCUGCAGCAAAAAAGCGUAAAACCAAAUAG